This is a messenger RNA of Entrophospora candida, 265 nucleotides long. The record is from the annotation of a GenBank genome assembly. Lineage: Eukaryota; Fungi; Glomeromycota; Glomeromycetes; Entrophosporales; Entrophosporaceae.
AGAAAUAAUUGAAAUGGAAUCAUUUGCCACUCCUCAAAAUUAUAAUGAAAAUGAACAAGAAGAUGGUGGUGAAAUCAAACAAGAAGGUGGUUAUGAAAUCAAAGAAGGUAAUUAUGAAUGUGAACAAGAUGGUAAUGAAAUUGAACAAGACGGUGAAAGUUCUCAAGAAAGUGGCGAAAAUCACCAAGAAUUUCAAAGAAUAGAUCAGCAAGAACUUUAUGAUCUAGAUCAGCUCGUGCAAUCUCAUCAAAAUGGCAAUCAAUGA